This is a messenger RNA of Ictidomys tridecemlineatus (thirteen-lined ground squirrel), 4263 nucleotides long. RefSeq lists its product as uncharacterized. Lineage: Eukaryota; Metazoa; Chordata; Mammalia; Rodentia; Sciuridae. The record is from RefSeq and is a predicted model, not a curated record.
UAGGGAAUGAUUCCCCGGAGUGGAGCCAGUGGGCCACCGGCCAGGGCAGGUGGCGAUGUCUGAGCAGAAAGGGAUUCCGUUAAUAAUUUCGCUCAGGGGCGCGAGGGAGCGGCUGAACAAUCAGUUGAGGCGGCUCAGCAAGGCCCUCACCCCAGGAGGCGCCGUUCAGGCCUCCAUCCGCUGGCAUUCACCGGAGCGGGGCUGCAAGAGGGCGCAGGUGCAGCGAGAGAAAGUGAAAAUGUGGGUACCCUGGAACGGGCUAAUCGUGAUUGGAAAGAGGGUGGAGCUUCUGGGCAGAAAGACGCAAAAGCCUAGAACGCGGGACCCGAGGGUUGGUCAUGAGAACUUGCGACCAGAAAGUGUGGGAAAGACCGUCUUGAAAGAGAAGGCAGGCCUGAGUCAGGAAGGGACCAGCAGUAGUACAGCAGAUGCGUUGCAGGAUUCUGCAAGAGAGAUUUGGGGAAAACAAGACGUCAAACGCAAAAUUGGAGCUGAAUCUAACGCUGCAGGGAUGACCGCAGAGUCUAGGAAGGGGUCUCUGUCUGAAGAGAUGCCCACGUCUACUGGGAAUAAUGUGGGGACCAGUGGAGAGGACUUGCGAUCCAGAGAAUAUCAAUUGCAGCAGAACGAGGGGCAGCAGUUGAGUGGAGAGAAGCGGGAGUCCAGGGGAGAAAAACGGGGAUCCACUGUAGAGAAGCAGGAGUCCACUGCAGAGAAGCGGGGGUCCAUUGCAGAAAAGCGGGGGUCCACUGCAGAGAAACGGGGGUCCAUUGCAGAGAAGCCAGUGUACAGCGGAGAGAAGCGGGGGUCCAGUGGAGAGAACCCAGUGUACAGGAGAGAGAAGCGGGGGUCCAGUGGAGAGAACCCAGUGUACAGGAGAGAGAAGCGGAGGUCCAGUGGAGAGAAGAUGAGGUUGAGUAGAGAGAAACUAAGGUCCAGUGAAGAGAAACCAAGGACUGAUGGAGAGGAUUCGAGAUCCAUUGGAGAUAAAGCGGGGUCAAGUGAAGAGAAACUGGAAUCUAAUGGAGAAAAACUGAGCAGAAGUGAAGAGAACAUUGAAAGAGUGAUAGAAAUUACUGGUGAUGAAACAGGGAUAGAAUUUACUGAUGAGGAGAUGGAAAUUCCUUCUGAAAGUACAAAAGUGAGAGAUGAAGAACUAGAAGGGAUUGAGGAAGGAAUAGAAAUUGAUGAGGAUAGUGUUCAUGGAGUGAAAGAUAUUACUGGUGAAUUCGUUUCUAUGGAAGAGAAAAUAUUACAGGGGAAGGUCCCAGUGGAUGAGGCAGAUGAAGGAUUGCAGCUAAAGAAGGAGAUAUCCAGGUAGGGGAACUAUUGAAAGUCAAAGAGGAGACAUUAGAGUCAUUAUUAGAGACAUUAUUGAUCUUGAAGGGGUAAAGAAGAGUGAAGAAAGAAGAGUCUAGAAAGAAGAAUGUGGGAAUGGAGCAGAGCUACUGGGCAUGAAGGCAGAGCCAGUACCAGUGGAAGGGAAAAAAAAUAGUGGUAAAGAGGAAAAUAAGAACAUUCUGAGGAGAAAGAAUAGAUUUGGUAAUGAUAGAAGAAAAUUGGAUUUGGGGUUCUUAAAUAGCUCUUUGAGAAGUGGCUUUAGGAUGGGCUAGAAGGAUUUCAUCUGACACAUAAUUAGGGAGACAAUAUGCAGGCAUGGCCUGAUGAGAAGAAUUACAACAGGAUAAAGGAUAGAUAUCGAGGGUUGUGGAAGAAGCAGCAGGCCUGGAGUAAGCAAAAUGAAAACGGAUCCUGAAGAAUGAGUGGCUCCAAAGUUACAAAAGCAAGUGAAGAGGAGAUGAGCAAAUGAAGGGGAAAAAACUCAAAAACAGGUUGACUGACAUCUAGGAAGGCCACACCCAAAGGCAGAACAAGAGAAGGGGACACACAAAGGGUCUGUGCCUCCCAGAGAGGAUGGCUUCCAGCCUCCUUUCUUGACUCUUCAGCUGAGGAAUUACUCUCUCUCAUAAGAGGCUUGCAUGGACACAAGGGCAAGGUUCAGGCAGUUCCCCGUGUGUGAAAACCUCUCAGACUGGCACGUUUACAAAUUAUGAUCCAAAUCAUCAGAUUUCUGUUCUUUGUCUGAAUGACAUUUUCACCUGGGAAAUCAUGCAUUCCAUGGAGGCCACAGAAAGACAAGUGAAUGUCAAGGCUCUGUGACAAAUGCCAGCCACCUAUAGUUCUGUGGAGAGAGACAGCAAGGUCACACAUAACCAUGAAUAUUAGCAACACUGUCCUGGGGCUCUGGAAAAACUGAUGGCCAAGUGUUCAUCUGAAGACUCGUUCUGUCUUGGUCUCCAGGCUGGCACGAAUCGGGAAUAAAGGAAAAUAUGGAAGUGGUAUCCAAAUAUUGGUUCUGAAAAGCCAACGGACUGAGAAGAACAGGUGACGAUGCUGUGUCCGCCGCAAGGAGAAGUGUGGUCACAGGACAGCUGCGGCUUGGCCAGAGGACUGGAGAGAAGGCUUAGUCUGCAGCGUUCCCCUCCGAGACGGAGAGCAGGAGCCUCGAUCAGGAUUCCACUCUGCUCCUUUGCAUGAAGGGAUCGGCUGUCUGGGAUCUGGAUGCAGAAGUGCGGCUUUGCAUAAAUUUUUUUAACUAAAAAUCAAGGUUAAAAAUUAGAACCUGAUGGAGGACCCAGGUUGCUACUCUAACCCGAUAGCUGCCCUUCUGCUUCCUCUGGAGAAUGAUCAUGCCCCAUGGCCUCAGUGGGGCACAUGGAAGACUGACGAGCUCUCAGUGAGGCUGCUCCUGUGGCAGGGUUCCUGCUGCCCCAAGUCCAGCCCAUAAAGUCAAAGGUGGGAACUAAAAGGCAUCUUCCCAUGGGAGCGAGGACUCCAUGGGCUGUCUGGACAGAAUCACUUUGAUGCAGACCAGACCUGUACCUGCUGCCCUUGGGGAAGAACAGGGCUGGGCUGCCAUCUGCCCUCCGCCAGUCUUUGUUCUCAGUUUGGACCCUACUUGGUCUUCCCCUUCCUGCCCAUAUGCCACCAGUUCGACGACUGCUGCAGGCACAAGAGCGUCUCCAGGGCACAAUGGCAUGCCAGGUCCCACCUAACAUCUCUAUUCCUCAUCUGGGAGUGCUGUGAUCAGCAGGUUGGUUCAAAACUAGGAGGGGUUGGGAAACCCCUCGGGCAGGAGAUUUCGAAAUAAGAUUCAGAUUAGAAAACAUAUAGUGGGUGGGGUUCUAAGGAAUGAAGGAGGCAGGAAGAACUCCUGUCUGGACACCCUGCUGGAUAGCGGGGAUAUACAGAAGAGCCAAGAAUGGAGGGGCAGCCGUGCAGCCUCCAAAACGCAAGUGCCAGGCUGUUCCUUGUCUGCCUGUCCCCACCCUGAUUGAGCACCCGGUACCUCUCCACUCACCGGGGGAAACCAUGUUGGCCACGGUGUUCGGUGUCAAGUCAGCACCAGCAGCAUGUCAGCAGGUCAGCACCAGCAGGCGGGGACCAAUCCAAAGCUCCCACAGGAGAGGGAGGGGAGUAGCUGGGAUUGGCAGCAGUGUUAGGAGAAUUCAGAGACGGGAUCAUGAAUGGAGAGGGGGAUAAAGAAGCUCCUGAGCCCAUAGCUUUGGUGGCUCUGGUGGGAAGAGGCAGGCCCCUCCCCUAUGACUGGGUCCUCCCUGUACUUGAGCUCACCUGGCAUUCAGGGGCUCCUGGUAGGAGGUGCCUAUAACAUAAGGGGCACAGAGGUAAAUGCUGGCUGGAUCAAGAGACAGAGAGGUGAACAGAAGGAGCAGGAAGCUAAGGAAGGAGGAAAGAAAGAGGACUAAAAAGACCCUGAAAAUGGAAAAAUGGGGGUGGGGUGUCCUGGAAGGAGCAAAGGGAAGAAUGAAGAUUCUGUCCCUGAUUUGAAGGACGUGGAGUGGUACAGUCGAGAACUAUUCUCCAAAAUGGCCAGUACCUGGAGAGCUGUUAUGAUAAAUUCAGCCAUUCCGUCUAGGAGGAUGGAGAAAGCGGAUGUUUGGGACCAUACAGUGUGAAAGCCCAGAGUGGGAUGGCAAAAACUAGCUGACUGGCGUGGACAGGAGGGGGCGUAUGAGUCAUGUGCAGGUGUACCUGCCUCGUGCAGGGUGGGGACCCAUCUAACUGGAAUCAACGCCCAGCCUCUCCCAGUCUCCUUAGAUGACAAGCUUUGGCAUCCUUGGUCCACCCAACUCAGCCCUCAGGCAUUUUGCCAAAACAUCAGUAAACAAGUACAGGUGAAGGAGGUCACAGGUCUCUGUAUUUUGUACUGUUUUCUCCUUCCAGUGACCAACACGUGACUAA